This is a messenger RNA of Closterium sp. NIES-65, 618 nucleotides long. The record is from the annotation of a GenBank genome assembly. Lineage: Eukaryota; Viridiplantae; Streptophyta; Zygnematophyceae; Desmidiales; Closteriaceae.
AUGGCGACGUCUCGCGUGCUCCGUUUCGACCCUGAGGGGCGUGCGAUCGACUUUAGUACCUGGCUGACGCAGGCCCAGCGCCACCUUAGGAGCCAGCGCCAGGAUGGCGUGCACCUGUUUGCGCAUGCGUCCGGUGCUCUGCCCGCCCCGCCGCAGCCUUCACCGCUGCCCACUACCCCACCGCCUACUUCCGAGCAGGAGGCUGAGUACCAGCGCCGGUUCCUCGCUCGUGACGUGUGGGAGUCUCGUGACGCUGCUGCCUGCCUCGCCCUGACCGACCUUCUCCCGCCGACUGAGGCUGUCCACUUCACUCAGGUCGAGUCUGCUGCAGACCUUUGCACUGCUAUUGUUGCUCGCUACUCCACUCCCUCCUCUGCCUCCCUCAGCCGCCUCCUCGUCCCCUUUAUCUACCCUAACCUCGCCUCCUUUGAGACUGUCGCUGACCUCGCUACCCACCUGCGCUCCCUUGAAGCUCGCUUCAAGGCCGCUUGCACUGAGGAACAGCUUGCCCUUGCACCCCCUCCCAUGUGGCUCACUAUUCACUGGUUAGUCACUCGCCUCCCUGACCCUUCCCACCUUCACUGCCUCGCUUGCCACUGCCGCGUCUUCUGCCCCUAA